UCCAUCCGUCCACAGGCUAGGGUUUCUGCAGAGUUAAAAGACCCGGAGGAGUCGCCCUUAUAAACCCUUCCCUUCUCCCGCAGCCUCCACCCUCUCGCCCGCCAGGAGAACCCGCCGCCGCUGCUUCCACAGCCACAGCAGGCGACCGAGAUGGGUGGUUUUGUGAAGACCCAGAAGACCAAUGCGUACUUCAAGCGUUUCCAAGUGAAGUUCAAGAGAAGGCGCGCUGGUAAGACAGACUACAGGGCCAGGAUAAGGCUCAUCAACCAGGACAAAAACAAGUACAACACACCCAAAUACAGAUUUGUUGUGCGAUUCACCAACAAGGACAUCACUGCACAAAUCAUCUCUGCUAGUAUAGCGGGUGAUAUGGUUCUUGCUUCUGCCUACUCACAUGAGUUGCCACGAUAUGGUCUUGAAGUUGGUCUGACCAACUAUGCAGCUGCCUACUGCACUGGUCUUCUGUUGGCUCGCCGUGUGCUCAAGAUCCGUGGUUUGGAUCAGGAGUAUGAGGGCAAUGUUGAGGCCACUGGUGAGGACUUCUCUGUUGAGCCAGCUGAUGAGAGGAGGCCUUUCCGUGCUCUGUUGGAUGUUGGCCUUAUCAGGACUACAACAGGGAACCGUGUCUUUGGUGCCCUCAAGGGAGCUUUGGAUGGUGGCCUGGAUAUUCCUCACAGUGAGAAGAGGUUUGCUGGGUUUAAGAAGGAUGACAAGCAGCUGGAUGCUGAUAUUCACCGCAAGUACAUCUAUGGUGGCCACGUUGCUGACUACAUGAAGAACCUUGCUGAGGAGGAGCCAGAGAAGUACCAGUCUCACUUCAGUGAUUACAUUAAGAAGGGAAUUGAGGCUGAGGACAUGGAAGGUCUGUACAAGAAGGUCCAUGCGGCCAUCCGUGCUGAUCCAUCUGUGGCUAAGUCAACCAAGCAGCCACCAAAGGAGCACAAGAGGUACAACCCAAAGAAGCUCACAUAUGAGCAGAGGAAGGCUAGCCUCGUCCAAAGGCUCAACCAACUCAACUCCUCUGGUGGUGCCGAUGAUGAUGAUGAGGAUGACGAGUAAAGUUUAGUCCCAUCGAAGUAGUGCUAUCUUAUGAGGCGAUCAGAACUUGUGCUAUGGCAUUUAUCCUUACCUGUAGUCCUGCAACAGGCAUUUUUGUUUAAGUUUGGCGAUGUGAACAAAGCUGUUUCUGUUAGUUUCGAGCUGGAGUUCUGGAUAUUUACUCUUAAUAUUAAAAUGCUGCCGUUUGGACAUGUUUCUUCUGA
This is a messenger RNA of Sorghum bicolor (sorghum), 1262 nucleotides long. Its product is annotated as 60S ribosomal protein L5-1. The transcript has 9 exons. NCBI's taxonomy places the organism in Eukaryota, Viridiplantae, Streptophyta, Magnoliopsida, Poales, Poaceae. Gene Ontology annotation, biological process: ribosomal large subunit assembly; translation. The record is from RefSeq and is a predicted model, not a curated record. Gene Ontology annotation, molecular function: 5S rRNA binding; structural constituent of ribosome. Gene Ontology annotation, cellular component: ribosome; cytosolic large ribosomal subunit. The coding region runs from base 151 to 1059 and encodes 302 amino acids.